Messenger RNA from Podarcis muralis (Common wall lizard), 853 nucleotides. The record is from RefSeq and is a predicted model, not a curated record. NCBI's taxonomy places the organism in Eukaryota, Metazoa, Chordata, Lepidosauria, Squamata, Lacertidae.
CUCCGCAGCCUCCUGGCCGGCGCGCAGAUGGCUCUGGGCGGCGCGAUGCUGCGGACGACGCUCCGCCUGUGCACUCUGUCGCGACGCGUCCGCUCGGCCUCCGCCGCUUCCAGCGCCUCCAUGUCGACGCUGCUGAUCAGCCAAGGCCGCUACUCGUGGCUCCAGGAGCUGGGGCUUCGCGAGGAGAACGAGGGCGUCUACAAUGGCUCCUGGGGAGGCCGAGGAGAGGUCGUGACGACAUACUGCCCUGCAAACAAUCAGCCAAUUGCCAGAGUUCGUCAGGCCAGUAUCGAAGACUAUGAAGAAACACUAAAGAAAGCUAAAGAAGCCUGGAAAGUAUGGGCAGAGGUUCCUGCACCCAAACGAGGAGAAAUUGUGAGACAGAUUGGUGAUGCCCUGAGAAAGAAAAUCAAUGUUUUGGGAAAUCUGGUUUCUUUGGAGAUGGGGAAGAUCUCUGCUGAGAGUGUUGGCGAAGUCCAAGAAUAUGUGGAUGUCUGCGACUAUGCAGUUGGCUUAUCCCGGAUGAUUGGUGGACCUGUAUUGCCUUCGGAAAGGCCUGGGCAUGCCUUAAUAGAACAAUGGAAUCCUUUGGGAUUAGUAGGAAUCAUCACAGCUUUCAACUUUCCUGUAGCAGUUUAUGGCUGGAACAACGCAAUUGCAAUGGUCUGUGGCAACGUCUGCCUCUGGAAAGGUGCUCCCACAACGUCGCUCGUUAGUGUCGCUGUUACAAAAAUAGUUGCCCAGGUUCUGGAGGACAACAAAUUGCCUGGUGCUAUCUGCUCUCUGGUCUGUGGUGGGGCAGAUAUUGGGUAGGUGCAACAUUUGGUAUUUUUGUGCACAAUUUGGGAAGAUA